Paralichthys olivaceus (Japanese flounder) is the source of this 1451-nucleotide messenger RNA. NCBI's taxonomy places the organism in Eukaryota, Metazoa, Chordata, Actinopteri, Pleuronectiformes, Paralichthyidae. The record is from RefSeq and is a predicted model, not a curated record.
GGAAGAGGAGAACUCGAUGCACAACACGGUGGUGAUGUUCUCUACCUCCGACCACUUCACUCUCAGACAGGACAUGUGUGUGGUGUGUGGUAGUUUUGGUCAGGGUGCUGAAGGCCGACUGUUGUCCUGCUCUCAGUGUGGACAGUGUUAUCAUCCCUACUGUGUCAACGUCAAGGUUACGCGGGUGGUCCUGACCAAAGGGUGGCGCUGUCUGGAGUGUACGGUGUGUGAGGCCUGUGGCGAGGCCAGCGACCCUGCACGACUGUUGUUAUGUGACGACUGUGACAUCAGCUAUCACACCUACUGUCUAGACCCGCCCCUCCACACGGUACCUAAAGGAGCCUGGAAAUGCAAGUGGUGUGUGUGGUGUGUUCAGUGUGGCUCUGCCUCCCCUGGGCUGCACUGCGAUUGGCAGAGUAACUACAGUCGCUGUGGACCAUGUUCCAGUCUGAGCCGCUGUCCGCUCUGUCAGAGACACUACACACAGGAUGACCUCAUACUGCAGUGUCAGCAGUGUGACAGGUGGGUCCAUGCUGUGUGUCAGGGUCUGACCACUGAGGAUGAGGUGGAGGUCGCUGCUGAUGAAGGUUUCGACUGUUCGCUGUGCAGGUCACAUGGUCGCAGCUCGUACGGGUGCUCAGACAGUUUUGAUUCUCCCUUCAUGGCUCAGAUUGUCUCCAGGAUGAGAGAACCAGAAACAAAGACCUACACUCAGGACGGAGUUUGUCUCACAGAGUCGGGUCUGUCUCACCUCCAGUCUCUGGUUGAACCUCUGACGUCACCGCGCCGGUAUCGCAGGUGUAAACCCAAACUGAAGCUGAGGAUCAUCAACCAGAACAGUGUCUCUGUCCUCCAGACCCCACUAGACCCCGACCACCCUACUGAGCUUGAUCACAGAGGUGACUUGGAGUGUGAAAUGAAAUCUGACUCCAGCCCCGAGCGAGACCAUGCCCGUGACAAUGACGUCACCAAGGAGCCUGAAGUUAUCGACGGCAACAAGAAGAGGAAGAGGAAACCGUACAGGCCUGGUAUCGGGGGGUUCAUGGUGCGUCAGCGUGGAGGGAAGGCCGGUCCCAGCAGAAUCAAACUGUGCAGAAAAGAUUCAACAGAGACAAGGUUGAGCCGAGACGAAGGCCUGUUGGAUGCUGAUGUUGUCAUGGAGAUGGCAUCUGCUGCUGACCAGGCAAUGGAGAAGGCGAAGAAGAGGUACAGGAAGAAGAAGACGAAGCUGGAGGAGGCUUUUCCAUCGUAUCUCCAGGAAGCGUUCUUUGGUCGGGAUCUUCUGGACCGGAGCCGGCAGGUGGACAGGAGGGCGGGGCCAGAGACAGCAGGCAGCCAGUUGGGAGCAGCAGUGGGUAAAAUUAAAAGCCCUGCCCCUGGUAUACAUGGCCCCUCCCCCACCACAGUUUUAGCUGGUGCCAUGGCAACCAACAAUAAACAAGGAACACUGU